This is a messenger RNA of Leptosia nina, 2574 nucleotides long. NCBI's taxonomy places the organism in Eukaryota, Metazoa, Arthropoda, Insecta, Lepidoptera, Pieridae. The record is from the annotation of a GenBank genome assembly.
AUGGAAGGUGACAAUGCUGCAGCCGACCCAGGACAGGAACAGCCAGCUGUUAGUGGGGAGCACAGUGCAGCUGAAGGUGAUGGUGAUCGGGGACGGUACAGUAUGAUGGAUCGCUGUCCAUCGCAGUCAUCCUUGGACGAGUCGUCCCAGCGAAGAGAAUCCAAUGAGCGUGAGGCAGGAGCCCACCACGCUGCACAGCUCCUAGAUGCCCUCGCGAGGUUACGUCGUGAUGCACUGCUUUGUGAUGUGCGGCUUCAGGCCCAAGCUGAGGGUUCCACGGAGGUCAGCGAGGGGAUCUGGGCGCACCGCGCUGUUCUUGCUGCGUGCUCACCUUACUUUCGUGCAAUGUUCACACAAUUCACUGAACGGACGCGACCCACGGUUACAAUACAGAAUGUGGAGCCACUUGCGUUGGAAGCAAUCAUAGAAUAUGUUUAUAAUCCGGAUUCGCUUGUGAUAACGGAAGAUAAUGUGCAGAGCAUCCUGUCAGCGGCAUCUCUUGUAGCCGUGGGCGGAGCGAGGGCCGCGUGCUGCUCGUUUCUUGCGGGCGCGCUGUCACCAGACAACGCGCUCGGUAUACGCGCGUUCGCUGAUCUACACGCAUGCGCAGAUUUGGCGCACGCGGCGCUCGCCUUCAUACACAAACAUACUCUGGAGGUGCUGGACACGGAUGAGUUUCUAGCUCUGGAGUCAGAUACCCUGGCUCGGUUGCUCGCUUCCGACCAGAUCACGGUGCCAAAUGAAGAGGUGAUACUGGAUGCUGUUGUGCGUUGGAUGCAGCACGACCCUGAGGCACGACGUGAACAUUUGGGAGCACUUUUAGAGCACGUACGCCUCCCACUUCUACCGCAGGAGGUUCUGGUCGCUCGUGCAGCAGCAGAACCGUUAGUGAGCGCUCCACUGCGAGUAAAGGAUCUAGUCAUUGAGGCGUUGUCCUUCCAUCUUCUAAGGCCUGAGCGAAGGGUGGCAGCUGCAGCAAGGUGCGCACGAGCAAGACCACGCCAGCCACCUCGCUCUCCGAAGCUGCUGCUCGUAGUGGGCGGGCAGGCUCCUAAAGCUGUCCGGGAGGUGGAAGCACUCGAGCUGGAGACGGGUCGGUGGCGUGCUGCGGCCGAGUUGCCCUCCCGCAGGUGUAGGGCGGGGCUGGCCGUUGUGGGCGGACGUUUGUACGCUGUCGGAGGCUUCAACGGCACCCUGCGUGUGCGCAGUGUCGAUAUAUACGAUGUAGCAGCGGAUACUUGGAGUCCGGGUCCACCUCUUGCUGCUCGAAGAUCUACUCUCGGAGUUGCAGUGAUUGGUCAUGUGAUAUAUGCAGUUGGAGGUUUCGAUGGCGCCACUGGACUCAGUUCUGCGGAGGCGCUGGACACGCGUGAGGGAGUGUGGCGGAGCAUCGCACCAAUGAGCACGCGUCGCUCGUCAGUGGGCGUGGCCGUGCUCGAUGGCAAGUUGUACGCAGUUGGCGGCUAUGAUGGAGCUUCGCGGCUGUGCCUCAAUACGGUAGAGAGGUACGAUCCAGUUGCGGAUGCCUGGGAGAGCGUAGCCGAGAUGGGUGCACGGCGCUCCGGUGCUGGUGUGGGAGUGGCUGGUGGGGCGUUAUACGCAGUGGGGGGGCACGAUGGUCCCGCCGUCCGCCGGUCGGUUGAACGCUACCGUCCAGGGGAUGGAUGGGCUCCAGCGCCGCCGAUGGCUCAUGCUCGCCGUAACGCUGCUGUCGCGACCCACCAUGGCAACUUGUACGUCGUCGGCGGAGAUGAUGGAGCUGCUAAUCUUAAUACUGUUGAGGUAUUCGACCCGACAACCGAGCAAUGGACGAUGCUACACAGCGCGAUGUCUCUCGGGCGCUCGUAUGCUGGCGUGGCCAUACCCACCGAUCCGCCCACAGAUGCCGACGACGAUCACGUUUACUCGGCCCCACCUGCGGCUCAUCGGUGCCGAAACAGACCGGUCGACGAGAACGUCUACGAGAGCGUGGGCGGGCUGGGGCGCGGCGCGGUAUACCGCUGGUGGCGUGUGGGGGGUGCGUGCCGUAGACACCGCCGCGCCUCCCAGACGCUCGAGUUUCACCACCAUUACGUGCAUGCGCAAGGCAGCAUGGGGCGAGCUCGCGGGCACGGGCGUGCUGCUGCUGCUAUGGGUGCAGCUGGCGGUUCGGGAACUGGUGUCGUUCGCGGCGUGUGCGUUGAAGUGCUGUCGGGCGAGCGUCUUUCCGCUUCGUGUUCUACCAUCGACACGCCGCCCUGUUUGUUUCUACUGCGCCGGCCGCCACAUCCCCCCCACCCGCACACGCACACGCACCCCCACUCUCAUUCCUACCACCUGCUGCCCGAGAGUCACCGUGGCCCGCCGAGGCAUCUGCGCACCUACAGGCGCGACAUGAUGGAGGACGGUGCGUGCUGCGAGGCUGAUGAAGAAGCGCGCGAACAAGAACAGGAACAGGAACCCGUGGCUGGACCCGCAGGGGAUGGGCCUGGCCCUGGGGAGGGGCUGAGCGAGCACGAGCCACGACCAGACACAGACACCGAUACAGAUACGGACACAGAUACAGACACACAAUCGCACAGACGAGAUGUGUAA